Molecule: messenger RNA, 3219 nt
Organism: Lachancea nothofagi CBS 11611
Lineage: Eukaryota; Fungi; Ascomycota; Saccharomycetes; Saccharomycetales; Saccharomycetaceae
Source: the annotation of a GenBank genome assembly
AUGCCGUCAAAUACUGACUACCACGUCAAUAGGGAGUUCCGAAUGGGCGGUAGUACGAAUGCUAUGAUUGUUGCUCCGGCUACUCCUCGAAUGAUGGGCAAAUCCAGCAAUCAUGCCAGCAACUCCAGCCACGGCAAUAACGGCACGUCUUCGGGGCUCAUGCCAGCCGUAGAUGUCUCUGUGGCAGGGCAGUCGUCUUCCAAGGGCAAUAGGAAUGGCCAAGAUGUAUCUGGAGCGCCUGCGAAACAGUUCCAUCGUAAGAGCUUGGGAGAUUGGGAGUUUCUCGAAACAGUCGGGGCAGGCUCCAUGGGUAAAGUAAAACUCGCGAGGCAUCGUACCACGCAUGAAGUUUCUGCGAUUAAGAUCGUAAACCGGGCUACAAAGGCUUUUAUCCACAAGGAGGCCCACAUGACGCCGCCUAGAACCCAAGAAGAGAUUCUCGAGCGCGAACACAAGUUAGAGAAGGAAAUAUCGCGCGACAAACGGACAAUCAGAGAAGCCUCACUAGGCCAGAUUCUUUACCACCCUCAUAUCUGCCGUUUAUUCGAAAUGUGCACCAUGAGCAAUCAUUUUUACAUGCUUUUUGAAUACGUUUCUGGAGGUCAAUUACUAGACUACAUUAUUCAGCAUGGUUCCUUGCGCGAGCGCAGCGCCCGGAAAUUUGCGCGUGGUAUUGCUUCGGCGCUGCAGUACCUCCAUAUGAACAACAUAGUACAUCGUGACCUCAAGAUUGAGAAUAUUAUGAUCUCCACGUCGGGUGAAAUCAAGAUCAUCGAUUUUGGUCUCUCAAACAUGUACAAUCCCAAAAAACAGCUCCACACAUUUUGUGGCUCGCUUUAUUUUGCCGCUCCAGAGUUGCUAAAAGCUUGUCCUUAUACAGGACCCGAGGUUGACGUUUGGUCAUUUGGAGUCGUCUUAUAUGUGCUUGUGUGCGGGAAAGUUCCCUUUGAUGACGAAAACUCUAGCGUACUACACGAAAAGAUCAAGCAAGGUAAAGUGGAAUAUCCCCAGCACCUAUCUAUUGAAGUCAUCUCUCUUCUGUCUAAAAUGCUGGUCGUAGAUCCAAGUAAACGUGCUAGUCUGAAACAAGUGGUGAAUCAUCAAUGGAUGCAAAGAGGCUACGAUUUCCCUCCACCAUCUUACAUUCCGCAUCGUGUUCCUGUGACUGCAGAGGCAUUGGAUUCUACUGUGAUCAAAGAAAUGUACCGAUUGGAGUUUGUUGAUGACGUGAUUGAAGCAACCGCUUGGUUAACGAGAAUAUUGACUAGCACAGAAUAUCAAAACCUUGUGAGACAAUUUUGGGCCAAUGUGAAUAAAGGCGGUGUACAUGAAGAUCCUACUCGUGCUUUUCAUCCGCUUUUAUCUAUUUACCAUUUGGUUGACGAAACGUUGAAGAGGAAAUUGGCCAAGCAACAAAAGAGAGCUGCACUCUUGGCAGCAAAUCAAGUUCCUCAAGCUUUAGACGUGCCUCUAGCGGGACCACCUGCUGGCGCACCUGUAACGCCGGGACCAACUCCUGUGGCAACGCCAAUUACGAUGGCCGGUCAAGAAUUCCCGCCUACGAAAAACAAUUUCUCUGCUAAUUCCAAGAAUUUUGGUAUCGUACCACCUUACCCAGUGGUAAGCCCUCCCCCUGCAAAUUCACCAACAACAAAGACAAAACCGACGGUUGUGAUUCCACCAAAACUUGCGGUCCCGGAGCAGGCACAUACUUCGCCAACUAUCAGAAAAUCACUGGAUGUUGGAAUGCCAUCCGCAGAUCUCGACGUCGUUUUGUCACCUACACCACAGUCUCAUGAUUAUGAUCGGGCUACUACAGCUUUGAACAAGAAAUCCGAGUCCGUUUCCUAUUCUCCUGCUCCUUCAAACGAUGUUCCGCCUGAGAAGUCCAAAUUUGGCACGAUGUUCAGACGUUUCUCUCAAAAACGUCACAGUCAACAACAAUCACAACAACCACAGCCGCCACAACCGCCACAACAGUCCGCUCAGCGGUUUGCGCCCCAACCUGCUCCUGCUACUUCCAUGAAGAAGACCCACACCCGAACUGUUUCGGAGAAUGUACCAAGGAUUACGACAUAUGGCGCUCCCCCAUUACCUAAAAACAUUACCACUGCCAAACAACAGACAGACUUACCAGCGCUGCCAUCAAAUGCCGCCAAUAUGGUCAAAAAUCAACAGCAGGCCCAAGAAGGCGUUCAAAGAUUACAAAUCACGGAUGAAGAUAAACCACUUCCCACACUUGCUGUUCCAAAAGGAAGAAAAAUGCAUCCCUCUGCAAGAGCUAAAUCUGUUGGUCAUGCUCGUCACGAGUCUAUCAAAUUAAUGAGACCUCCAGUUUCUAAUAAUAUGGACCAACAAGUGAUGAACUUGAAUGAUGACGGAUUCUUAGAAACCAGUGACGAUGGAAAAUCCGACUAUCUCAAUAAUGUUGAAGUUACUACUUCACAGGGUGAACGUGAGCUUACAGACCAAGAAAUUCUCGAUAUUGCAUCCAAAGCGCCUAUGGGGUCGAUGCCCUCUAUUGAUUUCCCUCGUUCCUUGUUUUUGAAAGGGUUUUUUUCCGUUCAAACAACAUCAUCCAAGCCUUUACCAGUGGUGAGAUAUAAAAUCAUACUCGUGCUAAAGAAGCUGAGCAUUGAUUUCAAGGAAGUAAAGGGGGGGUUUGUCUGCUUGCAUAAACAGUCAUACAUCGCCCCAACCACCCAGCAACCUCAACAACCUGUAAUUUUAGUUCAUGACGCCUCUUCGAUGGGCAGUAAUAACAGUGGGGGAGCGAGUUCCCACAGACGCAAUUUUUCGCUAUCAGGACAGCAAGGAUCAGUAUCUCGUCACAGUUCAAUACGACGCCAAGCAUCAAUUAAUAAAAAUCAACCGCCAGGUAUAGCAGCUACUCCGUUAGGAGCCAGUACGCAUGAAAGGAAUCUUUCAGUCGUUUCCCCAGGUAAUGGGACUGGAAGCAUUCCAGAGGUAUCUAGCGCCUCUCUGGAGUCUUUGAAUCAAGACGAUAUUCUGACGACUUCGAAAGCACAUAAUUUGAACAACGCUGACAAUGCGAUGUUUGGAAACUACUCAAAAGAAAGGCCGCCACUGAAAUUCGAAAUUCACAUCGUAAAAGUGCGCAUUGUUGGUUUGGCCGGUAUUCAUUUCAAAAAAGUAUCGGGAAAUACUUGGAUGUACAAAGAACUGGCAUCUCAUAUCUUGGAGGAAUUGAACUUAUGA